Owenia fusiformis is the source of this 1453-nucleotide messenger RNA. The record is from the annotation of a GenBank genome assembly. Lineage: Eukaryota; Metazoa; Annelida; Polychaeta; Sabellida; Oweniidae.
GCUUUAAAAAACAGCUGUACAACCGAAUGCACUUAGUGACCUCUAACUUGGCGCGGACGUUAGAGUACGAUGUAAACAAUAACAAAUAAACAUUGCCAAGUGUAUAAUAACGAUCAUUGGAAAUAUGGCUGAUCUGAAUUCAUGUAUAGAAGUGAUCCUGGAAUCUAUGGAUUGUAACCCUAGACAUGCUAUAAUAGAGAGUCUUAUACUAGACUUCGAUGAGGAGAUUUUAGAUGAAACACGUGAAAAACUAUUUACAGUGAGUUGUGAAAAACUGUCAAAAGAUUUAAAUACGCAAUAUGGUCCUACGUCAAUUAGGGGCCAAGAACAAACGGAGGAAGCCCUAUCAUUAAAGAGACGGGUUGGCGACAAAAGGCUAACAAGUAUAUGUAAUGAUAUAUUCGAACUGUAUGCAUAUAAUUCAGACUUAUUUGAUAAUUUUCCGAGAGGUGUAGUAGGAGCUAAAAGUCAUGUCCCCGAUGUACAUAAACCUGUGAAAAAGACAGAAGAUGUUCCAAAGGCAGUUAUUCUAGAACAUGGUAUGAAGAUAAUAGAACUCUCCCAGAAAAUAAUCGAUCUCACGGAUACCAUUGAGUCUAUGAGAAAAACCCAUGCGAAAGAUAUAAAAAUGCUGACUGAUAAGAUAAAUCAACUUACAAAGUCAAACAAUAAAACAGAAACUUCGAAGUCCAAUGAUAAAACAGAAACUCACCAACCCAAGGUGAUACAUACCGCCUCUACAACACUAAAUGAUAAUAAUGCCAACAUUACUACCGAGGCUAAAUUACCCUCCAUUGGUCGAGGCAGAGGAACUUGCCGCUCUCGAAACGUAUCUGCACCUGGACAGUGUCGGGAGGCGACCCCUACUCGCCCACCAGUCUCCCAGGGUAACAAGAAUAAAUCUUUUGAAAAUAAAGAAACUCCGCAGCUUAUUUCUGUCGUUGGGCAUUCAGUGUCCAGUAACACGGAUUCGUGGUCUACAAUUGUGCGCAAACCGCGACCUGUAAAAACCCCCGCUCCCCAAGCUCAAACUAAACCAAUGUCAAGGCCUCUGAGUGGGGUCAAACAUGAAAGAGGUGCUACCUUCUACAUCGAGAAUAUCGAGAUCUGUGAUGGAGAGCAGGAUAAAGACAUCAAACGACAGGUUAUUAGCCAAGCAAAGGCAAAUAACAUCCGAAUCAUGCAAUGCUAUGUCAUCCAUAACCGAGUAUCGGAAUAUCGGGUUGGUUGCAAAAUAGUCGUCCCUCAGUCUGCUGCAGAGAUGAUCACUCAACCCCAUGUAUGGCCCGACCCUGUCAGGUGCAGGGAAUGGGUCCAACGAGGUCGAUAUACACGAUCUAGGCAACAUGACGACCUAGAUUAUGAUGAUAUUCAUCAAUCUUCUACCGAAUAUAGUGCAUCCAACUAUAGAGAGUGGCAUGAUAACAUGUGCCAAAAUGAAUAUGUUGAAUAA